Messenger RNA from Durusdinium trenchii, 1366 nucleotides. The record is from the annotation of a GenBank genome assembly. NCBI's taxonomy places the organism in Eukaryota, Dinophyceae, Suessiales, Symbiodiniaceae.
AAGUUCGUUUGUUUGGCUCAGCUGAUCACGUAGUUUUCCUCCUGCUGAGUCUUCCAUAGUUCCAAGGGCAAUGGGGCAAAAUACUUCAACGGCCGUGUUGGAGGCUGUGAACACGAUGACAGGUGGAGUCUUUCCAACGAAAGACCCACUGGACGCUGCAGGAAGUUGCAUAUUUGAUGACAAGGUAAUGGCAGAGAAGCUGCCUGCGGCAGUUUUGAAGCGAUUUCAGGAGUGUGUGAUCACCGGUGCCCCAACUACAGAGGAAGAUCAGAAAGUCAUUGCAGACACAAUUUAUGAAUGGGCUCGAGAACGAGGCGCUAUUGACUUUGCCCACUGGUUCUUUCCCCUCAGAGGCGGUGGUGGAGCAGUGGGUGGCAUGUUGGGAGCGUACAAGCAGGACACACUCCUUGAUUUGGAUUUUGCCUCGAAGUAUGUCACGAAGCCAAUGAAGGCGUGCUUGCCUUCGGAACGUCUUUUCCAGGGAGAAACUGAUGGAUCCUCCUUCCCAAAUGGUGGCUUGCGAGUGACGCAUUCCGCAGCAGCUUUCACGACUUGGGACAGAACCUCACCACCAUUUGUGCUGAACAAGACGCUUUACAUUCCCUGUGCAUUUAUUACACAUUUCGGAAAGUGCAUUGAUGAGAAGACACCGUUGUUGCGGUCCAUGGACGCUGUGAAAGAGCAGGGCCUUCGUCUCUUGAAGGCCGUCGGCCUGGGCAAAGAUGCCAAGACCAUGCACAGCUACUUGGGCUGGGAACAAGAGUUUUUUGUGAUCGACGCUGCACACUACAAAGCCAGACCAGACCUGGUGAACACAGGUCGCACCCUUUUCGGCAAGCUCCCAACGAGACAUCAACAAGGUGAUUUGAACUAUUUUCAACCGAUUCCAACCAGUGUGGCACUGCUCUUGGACCGUGUCCAAGCGCUGAUGUUAGAGGUUGGUUGCCCUAUGGCAGUCAAGCACAACGAAGUUGCUCCAGGGCAGCAUGAGAUGUCUCCAGUCUUUCGCACUGCCAACGUCUCCUGCGACAGCAAUGUCCUUUUCAUGGAAACCAUGAAUCGGGAAGCAGCCAAGCUAGGCUUGCAGGUGUUGUUCCACGAGAAGCCCUUUGCCGGCAUCAACGGCAGUGGCAAGCAUGCCAACUGGUCCGUAGGCACCGAUACUGGAUUGAACUUUUUUUACCCUGGCAAGACAGAAGAGGGUGCCAAACUCUUUGUGACGGGCAUUGCGUGCCUUGCCUAUGGCUUGGCUCAAUACAACGACCCCUGGCUUGUUCAUCAUCGCCUGCGGCUUUUGUCGAAUAUCAUAGUGUGCCCCGCUCGAACUCGAACUCGAACUCGAACUGAAACAGUUAUACAGUAUUGA